AUGACUACAAUGAAGAAUACAGUUGGAAUGUACUGUUACUUUCUAUGUAUGUUUUUAAUUUUAAAAUGUAAUGCAGAUCCAAAUUUACCAAUGAAUACAAUUCAAAUUCCUUCAAAUCGAAUGACUAAUAAUUUUGUUCGAUCUGAAAGAUAUUAUAUCAAACAGCAACUUCCAAUCAGUUUUACGAGUCAAGGUCCAUCCGAAAUUUUUGUUAAAUUACCCGGUUUAACAAUGCCAUUCCAUCAUACAGAACCAUUAUUAUAUAAAAUUAAAUUUGAAGGAAGAUGUUAUUCACCUCAUUCUUCAUUAAUUUGGCUGUAUUUACGUCUUAUGAUUAAUGAUAAUUUGCUUUACAUAGGGUAG
Adineta steineri is the source of this 363-nucleotide messenger RNA. NCBI's taxonomy places the organism in Eukaryota, Metazoa, Rotifera, Eurotatoria, Adinetida, Adinetidae. The record is from the annotation of a GenBank genome assembly.